Rotaria sp. Silwood1 is the source of this 1200-nucleotide messenger RNA. Lineage: Eukaryota; Metazoa; Rotifera; Eurotatoria; Philodinida; Philodinidae. The record is from the annotation of a GenBank genome assembly.
AUGAUAAAAUUACUGUCUUUUAUUAUCUUGGUAUGCUAUUUCUUUCUCUUUUGUAAUGGCGGAACAUUACCGCCUGGACAAGCAGUCGAAGAAACAUUAAUAACAAUAUUGCUAACUCGCUAUAAUAAAAAUAUAAGACCAGAUGAACAAGUAUCAAUUGAUAUCACUGCUUCACUACAACAAAUUGUUGCUAUAGAUGAAAAACAACAAAUAAUGACAUCAAGUAUAUUUUUCUCGCAAAGCUGGAUCGAUAGUCGAUUAUCAUGGAUGCCAACUGCUCCAAAUAAUAUUACAGUAGUUAUGCUACCAGUUAAAAGUUUAUGGAUACCAGAUACAAUGAUAUUGAAUUCUGCAGAUGCCAGUGGUUAUCUUACAGUAAGCGAUUAUAGUUUGGCAUCUGUCUAUUAUACAGGUCAAGUGUAUAUGAUAUUACCAGCAUUAACAAUAAGAACAAGAUGUAGUUUCUUUGUUCAAAAGUUUCCAUUUGAUAGACAAAUGUGCAGCAUUAAUCUAACAUCAUGGAGUCAAGGAUAUAAUAGAAUUGUGUAUACAGAAAACCGUAGUUUAGUAAUUGAUACCAGUGGAUAUAGUGAACAUCCUUUAUGGAAAUUGAGUGGAACAGAUUUGGAUAUAACCGAUGCAGCAGAUAGAGCACCAUUUGAGAACACUGUUAAUCCUGUUAUAUCCAUACAAUUAUUUCUACAAAGAAAACCAUUAUUUUUUAUGAUGAAUGGUAUAUUUGCAUGUUUGAUUUUAAAUUGUGUUACGUUGUUAUCAUAUCCAUUACCAUUUGCAACACAAAUCGGUCUAUGUAUGACAUGUUUUAUGACAUAUUCUGUUUACUCACUAAAUUUCUCCAGUCUAUUUCCACAACAGUCUCAAUAUUUAAUGAUGAUCACAUUAUACUUUUUGUUAUCAAUUUGUUGGACGUUAUUAUCAAUGACAUGGUUUAUCAUGUAUAAUCAUUUUACAGCAAAAGCUGAAAUGCCAAAAUGGCUUUAUACUUUUUGUGGACUAUUGCAAAGAGUGUUUUGUUAUUGUUUUCCAAUACCAAAACAAGAUGACAAGUCAAAUCAAAAGAAGAAUGCUAUUGCUGAUAAUAGUGAAGAUCAAAGAGGUAAUAUAUGUAGUCCAUCUAAUCUUUCUAAUAGUCGUAUUUCAGUUAAAGUGCAACCAAAAGAUCUGAAAUUUUCAUCAUAA